Molecule: messenger RNA, 486 nt
Organism: Peronospora matthiolae
Lineage: Eukaryota; Oomycota; Peronosporomycetes; Peronosporales; Peronosporaceae
Source: the annotation of a GenBank genome assembly
AUGGCGCGGUGGUUGUCAUUCUUUGCGGAAUACAACUUUACGGUCGAGUACAAACCAGGACGACUUAAUGUCGUUGCUGAUGCACUCUCACGUCGUCCCGACUUUGAACCAGUCGUGAAACCCAACAGUGAGACAGUCACAGUUGCGGUUAUGACGUCCUCAGUCCCAUCUACAACGUUGUAUGAUGAUGUGAGGCGGGCAUACGCCCAAGAUGGUGAGAUUGUGAAGUUGUUGACACAUCUCUCCCAACCAUCUCGAGAAUCGUUGAAUCGAUUGUCGUCUGCGUAUCGAUCUGCAUCAGAUCGAUACACUACUCGCAACGGGUUACUGUACUAUACAGCCGUUUCUGGUGACACACCACGUGUUGUCAUCCCAGAUGAUACUGAUCUGCGUUUGCGGAUCAUGUUCGAGUAUCACGUUGCUCCUAUAGGAGGACAUCGUGGCCGAGAGAAAACAUACCUCACGGUGAGUCGAGACUUUUACUAG